ACUAAUCUCUGACGUCAUGUCAACUGGGUUAGAGAUUUGACGUUUCAUUUCAAGGAAAACACAAAUCGCAAAGCGACUGCCAAGCAAUACAAUAUGGAAUUGUAAAUGCAACAAAGGAAAAUAAGUUCAGCAAUUCCGUAAUGUUUCGUAAACUAGCAAUAACGAUUGUGAUAUUAAUUAUAAGUGAAUCCCAUUCCAAACCUUCACCAGACAAUGGGGAAGUCUUCCUAACCAAUCCUCGCUACUUAAACUAUGACGAUUUGACGACGCUCUUCGAGAAGUUCGUCGAGGACUACCCGCACCUGGCCAAGCUGCACAGCGCCGGUAAGUCGGUGAGGCACCGAGAUCUGUGGGCUUUGGAGAUAAGCAGCGACGUCGGUAACCGUCCGCUACUCACCCCGAUGUUCAAAUUCGUCGCCAACAUGCACGGAGACGAGACCGUCGGUCGACAAUUGCUGAUCUAUCUCGCCGAGUACUUGCUGACCAAUUACGGACGCGACGAGCGCGUGACGAAGCUCGUCAACGGUACAGACAUCUACCUGAUGCCGUCGAUGAAUCCGGACGGUUUCGAGAAUUCCGAGGAGGGCGAGUGCGAGUCGAAGCCGAAAUACGUCGGGAGAACGAACGAGAAUGCGGUCGACCUGAAUAGGGAUUUUCCCGAUCAGUUCGACGGGUCGAUACGUGCCGGCACUAUUUUGUCCGGUCGCCAGCCGGAGACGAUCGCCAUGAUGACUUGGAUUAUAUCGAGGCCGUUCGUGCUGUCGGGGAAUUUGCAUGGGGGCGCAGUCGUCGCUAGUUACCCUUAUGAUGAUUCGAAUACAGGUCGCACGUGCUGUAAGGAAAGCCCGACGCCGGACAACGAGCUAUUCAAAGGCUUGGCGACGAUAUACGCCCAACGGCAUCCGACGAUGCGUACCGGACGCGUUUGCAAAAACGAGCAUUUUGUCGACGGCGUCACCAACGGCGCUCUGUGGUACGAGGUUCACGGCGGAAUGCAGGACUUUAACUACGUGCACUCGAACUGUUUCGAAGUGACAUUCGAAUUGAGCUGCUGUAAAUAUCCCCCCGCGUCCCACCUGCCGAACGAGUGGCAGUUAAACAAGGAAUCGAUGUUGAGCUUUAUCGAGGCGACGCAUUGGGGCGUGAAAGGUUUGGUGACGAACGAGAACGGCGAGCCCGUUCUGGAUGCGGACGUCGUGGUCGAGGGGAUUCCACAUAAUGUCACCACGUCUAAUAAGGGAGAGUACUGGAGGCUUUUGUUGCCCGGCGUUUACAACAUAUAUGCCACCGCUUACGGUUACCAGCGUUCCGAAUCGGAAAGGAUCCAGGUGACAAAAGGUUCGACUACCAUUCAGAACUUUGCUUUAAAAUUACGAGUACCAGACAAAGGUGCUUUUAAAGACGUAAAGCGCGUUACGCCGCCCCUAUUCGACCAGCACGGAUUUAUGAUACCGGCGACGUUCAGACAUCACCACUACGAAGAUCUGGCACGUUUUCUGUUCGACAUUAACAGAACCUACCCGAAUAUUACCGACCUAAAGAGCAUCGGACGGUCGGUGCGGGGUCGCGAGCUGUACGUCAUGGUUUUGGGUAACACGCCCAUGGAGCACUCGCCAGGUAAACCCGAAUUUAAAUAUAUCGCCAACAUGCACGGAAACGAAAUCGUCGGGCGAGAACUGUUGCUCUUGCUCAUCAAGUACCUCUGCGAGCACUACGGCAAGGACACUCGAAUCACGAACAUGAUGGAUACUACCCGCAUACACAUCAUGCCCACAAUGAAUCCGGACGGAUACGAGAUGGCCGUUGAAGGUGACGCUAGCAGCGCGUUAGGCAGAGAGAACGCAAACGAGGUGGAUCUCAACAGAAAUUUUCCCGAUCAGUUUGGCGUUCAGAAGUUCAAUAAAGUUCAAGAACCGGAAACAAAAGCCGUAAUGGACUGGAUCCUAUCCGAGCCGUUCGUUUUAUCCGCCAAUCUGCACAACGGCGCCCUAGUCGCCAACUACCCCUUCGACGACAACGCAAACUUCACCAACGGAAUCGAGAAUCUCGCGCCGGACGACCGCGUCUUCAAGUACUUGGCGCGUACCUACGCCAACGCGCACCGAACCAUGCACGAAGACAGACCGUGCCCGCUAUUUCCCAACGAGCACUUCGAGGGCGGCAUCACGAACGGCGCCAAGUGGUACACGCUCGCGGGCGGCAUGCAGGAUUGGAACUACCUGAACGCCGGCUGCAUGGAGCUCACGCUCGAGUUGGGCUGCUUCAAGUAUCCGAACUCGACGGACCUGCCGAGCUAUUGGGACGACAAUCGUGAGGCCCUCUUGACUUUCAUCGAGCAGGUUCACAAGGGCGUGAGCGGUUUCGUUGUCAGCACGAUCGGCCAUCCGAUCACCAAUGCGGAGCUCUACGUCGAAGGUAUCGACCACGUGGUUAAGACGAGCAUGUACGGCGAUUACUGGCGCAUUUUGUUGCCGGGAAAAUACAACUUGACGGUUACUGCACCCGGUUACGAGAGCUUCACUCAAGAGAUUACAAUCCCAUCAAGCGGAAGCUUAGAGCACAACGCGACCCUAAUGAGAAACGACGAGCAGCACUGGGCGAGCGCGUACGACUUUGGCGUGUCGGAGAAUCAAUUCAGUCCGCAGUACCACUCCAAUUCGGACAUUCACCUGAUUUUGGCCGAACUGGAAAACAAAUACCCGGACGCCGCCAAGUUCGAUAGCGGCGACAAUCUGGACUCCAUGGCAAUACACUCGCUGAAAAUAUCGCACGACGUGGACGAAUCCGAAGAGCGCAAAUUUCACGUAGCGAUCAUGGGAAGUCUGUACGCGACGCAGCCGAUCGGUCGCGAGCUCACCGUCUACUUGGCGCGCCAUCUGCUGGAGGGGCACAAGUUUCAGGAUCCGACGAUCGUCUCCAUUUUAAAAAAUACAGUCGUUCACCUCAUGCCGUUCGUCGAUCCGGCCUUCGAGGACAUUUGGGGCGACUACCUGCACGCGGUCAGCGGACACUCGGAGGCCAGCAUGUAUAAGUGCAACAAUAUCACCGCCGACUUCAGGCAGGUCGGCGAUCAAAUCCUGAACCCGAGCGGUCGCGGUAACGGUAACCAGCAGCGGGUCACGAACGCGUUCAAGCACAUGCUCUUGGAGGAGAAGUUCGAUUUUAUACUCAACUUUGAGGGAGGACGCAGCGGUGUCGUGUACCCGACGCCGCAGGGCGAGCUGCAGAUUUACAAGACGUUCGUCGACGCCUAUCACAAAAACCUGAGGGUGAAGCACAGCUGCGCCGGGAACACUUUGGGAACCGAUGACAUUCUGACGGACUUCGUUUACCACGAGUACAACACCGCGAUGAUCACGCCGAAGGUGAGCUGCUGCGAGUAUCCGGCCGUCGGAAAUCUACCGUACAUCUGGCGAGAAGUGCUCGAACCAAUCAUGGCCCUGCUUAGCAUCACGAGGACAGGUGUUGAAGGUUUCGUUAAAAACUCCAAAGGCAUUGCCAUGAAGAACGCAACCAUAAAAGUGGAGGGCCUCAGUAAACUGUACGAGGUGACGAAGGUGGGGGCGCACUACAAAAUCCUCCUGCCUCCGGGCACGUACACCCUACACUUCAACUGUCACAAUUACGAAACGAAAUCGGCCGACGUCGUCGUGCGACAGAGCGAGCUAGCGAAUCACGACGUCGAAUUAACGCAAUCGGACGCUUCCGCCUACAAUCAGGACGAAUUGGAGAGCGGCAUCAAGGGCUACGUUCGCGAUAACUUGAACCAUCCGGUAGUUAAGGCCCAGCUGAGGGUGAUCGAAAAGAAUUUAAGCAUCUUUUCCAAUAGCGACGGGCGAUACUUAAUCGACCUGGAGCCGGGUAAGUACACCGUCGAAGUAACCGCCGACGGUUACGCCGAGAACGUGAAGUACGUCGAAGUGACCAGCGUCAGCAAGCAACCCAAGUUCGUCAUGUUCACUUUGACCAAGGACGUUAACGUGAUGGGGUUGCCGCGUCUGGUCUUCAUUCUUCUGGCCGGCUGUAUCAGUUUGGCGGUCGUGCUUCUCUUGGUCUUCUGCUACAACGCGUGCAAGCGGAAGAAGGACUACGGUUUACUGUCGCAGACGUACUUUGAUGACGAUGAAUCCAAGGAGACGGAAAUCUUCCGGUCACCCUUACAAGGAUCGAAGUUACUGACGCGACCCUACUUUGACAAUGAAGAUGAAGAGAUUUACUCCGACAGCUCGUCGGAGGACGAGACCGUUCUGCUGACUUCACCACAAUACGAGAAAGUUCCCAUACACGACCAUCGUUAAUUUAAAGGGGAGACCUGCCAAAAGUUGUUUUCCGGUGAACACGGUGCUAUGACUAAUUUUUAGAUUUUACACACUUUUUAUAGCGAAUCAGUGAAAAUCUCACUCCUUAAGGCCAAUGUGAUAUAAGUGAACGGGUUGGACCAAAUUUUCUUUUGUUUCUCCGCCUUGUUUCGUCUCUAAAUAGAACCUCAAUUUUAAACGAGCACUAAUUUUUUAUUGUUAAUUUGUAAAUUAAGUUGGUAAUUUAAUUAAUUGUGUUUUAUACGCCUUUAUUUAUACGCAGUUUUAAAUAAAUGUUUGUAAAGAUUUCA
This is a messenger RNA of Photinus pyralis (common eastern firefly), 4609 nucleotides long. It is a transcript of the gene svr, whose product is annotated as carboxypeptidase D. The coding region runs from base 141 to 4298 and encodes 1385 amino acids. Gene Ontology annotation, biological process: proteolysis. Gene Ontology annotation, molecular function: zinc ion binding; metallocarboxypeptidase activity. NCBI's taxonomy places the organism in Eukaryota, Metazoa, Arthropoda, Insecta, Coleoptera, Lampyridae. The record is from RefSeq and is a predicted model, not a curated record. The transcript is spliced from 15 exons.